Messenger RNA from Rotaria sp. Silwood1, 795 nucleotides. NCBI's taxonomy places the organism in Eukaryota, Metazoa, Rotifera, Eurotatoria, Philodinida, Philodinidae. The record is from the annotation of a GenBank genome assembly.
AUGGCUACAACAAAGGAAGAUUCAGCAGCUUCUGAAUCAGUUAUUUCCAGUGACAAUGGAACAGUUGUUGGUGGUGAUAAUCGACCAGUUACUAACGGUGAUGAUCGACCUGUUGUUGGUGGUGAUGAUCGACCAAUUGUUCGUGGUGAUAAUCGACCAGUUGUUGGUGGUGAUAAACGACCAGUUGUUAAUGGCGAUGAUCGACCAAUUGUUCGUGGUGAUAGUCGACCAAUUGUUCGUGGUGAUAAUCGGUCAAUUGUUCGUGGUGAUAAUCGACCAGUUGUUGGUGGUGAUGAUCGACCAAUUAUUCUGGAGGGAGGAAUUAAAGGUUCUGUGGUCACGGUCAAUAGAACAAAGCACUAUGCCUUUAUCAAAAGACGAGAUAAACCAGGAGAUCGUGAUUUAUUCGUUAGAGAAGCGUCUAUUAUUGGUAGUAUUCGUGAUAAGAGAUUCUUUAUAUCAGACUUAUGUAAGUUUGAUAUUGUUCAAACUAAACGUGGUGUUGAAGCAGUGAAUGUUCAAAUAAUUGAUCGAACUGUGCCUAGUAUUUCAACACUACCGAAAAUCUCGAAAAAAAAACAAGUAACUGAAGAAAAUCAAGUUUCGGCUAAUUUAUUCAGAUCCACAAUUAAUAGUGAUAAUCGUCAUGGAAGUUCAUCUUUACUUUAUUCAUCAAAUAAAUCAUUAUAUAAUGAAUCAAAUUUUGAAGAGAAUGAUGCUGGUUUAUCAAAAUUAGCAUUCGUUUUAAAUUCUAAUGUUAAUAUAACAUGUAAAGAAGUACGUGGUUUAAAAUAA